This is a messenger RNA of Nomascus leucogenys (northern white-cheeked gibbon), 1322 nucleotides long. It is a transcript of the gene C8G, whose product is annotated as complement C8 gamma chain. The transcript has 6 exons. NCBI's taxonomy places the organism in Eukaryota, Metazoa, Chordata, Mammalia, Primates, Hylobatidae. Gene Ontology annotation, cellular component: membrane attack complex. The record is from RefSeq and is a predicted model, not a curated record. Gene Ontology annotation, biological process: complement activation. Bases 221 to 1129 code for a protein of 302 amino acids.
UCAGCGACUGCUGGUUCUGAACCCGCCUCCGGCGCUCCCUGUUGCCGGGCCCUGAGCAAGUGGCUUCAUGAACCCCGUGACGUUGGCCGUGGAGAUAAGACCACUGGGUGAUGGUUUAAGGAAAAUAAUGUGCAAAGGGCUAAGGACUGUCCGUGGAAAUCAGGGGUGCAGGGGAAAUGGAUAAACAGCCAGAGGUCAACUCGGACUUUGUACACAGGACAUGGUGCCAGGGCCCUGCCGGGAAGUGCAGAUCGAAGCUAGGCUCACGAGGAGGCUGGAGGUGGGGGGUGGGGCUGGCCCAGGGCUGGGUUGGGGAGGCAAGGGACGGACAUGGACUUCCUGGGCUGGGCUCUGUGACUGCAGAGUAGACUCUGUCCUGGGACUUGGUGGUGCUACCCCUGGCCUCCCACAGUCCUGCCACCCUGCCGCUGCCACCAUGCUGCCCCCUGGGACUGCGAUCCUCUUGACUCUGCUUCUGGCAGCUGGCUCGCUGGGCCAGAGGCCUCAGAGGCCACCCCGGCCCCCAUCCCCCAUCAGCACCAUCCAGCCCAAGGCCAAUUUUGAUGCUCAGCAGUUUGCAGGGACCUGGCUUCUUGUGGCUGUGGGCUCCGCCUGCCGUUUCCUGCAGGAGCAAGGCCACCGGGCCGAGGCCACCACACUGCACGUGGCUCCCCAGGGCACAGCCAUGGCUGUCAGUACCUUCCGAAAGCUGGACGGGAUCUGCUGGCAGGUGCGCCAGCUGUAUGGAGACACAGGGGUCCUCGGCCGCUUCCUGCUUCAAGCCCGAGGCGCCCGAGGGCCUGUGCACGUGGUUGUCGCUGAGACUGACUACCAGAGUUUCGCCAUCCUGUACCUGGAGCAGAGGGGGAAGCUGUCAGUGAAGCUCUAUGCCCGCUCGCUCCCUGUGAGCGACUCGGUCCUGAGUGGGUUUGAGCAGCGGGUCCAGGAGGCCCACCUGACUGAGGACCAGAUCUUCUACUUCCCUAAGUAUGGUGAGUGUCCCCAGCAGGUUCCCGGCUCAGCCACCCCCACUCUCUGGGCUGAUGUCCAGCCUGACCCCUGCCUUGGGCCCCCAGGCUUCUGCGAGGCUGCAGACCAGUUCCACAUCCUGGACGAAGUGAGGAGGUGAGGCUGCCGCGCAGCUCCAGUGCUGAGAAGUCAGUGCCCCGAGACGACCCCAUCAGUGGGGUGCCCGCUGCCCGUCCUCCGUGAGCCCCCAGCCUCAGAUCAGGGCCCUGCCACCCGGGGUGGGGGAUCUUCUGCCAGCUGCCCCAGAGGACAGUGGGUGGAAUGGUACCUUCUUAUUAAAUGUCUCAGACCCC